GUCUAAUUCCAGCCGAUGGGAGGGUUCUUCCAGGCAUGUGGCAAGCUCCGGUGAGAGAAGUCAUCCAUCCAGAUUUGGGGUUCUUCGAGGCUGGCAAGUUGCAAAUUGGCAUGCAAUAGUUCUGAGUUUUGAGUUCGACAAAAUUAGGGUUCAGAUUGGGGGAGUCGGGAGGCGAAAGGAAGAAAUUGCUGGGGAGAUACGAUUGAAGGCACCAAAUGAUGAGAGGAGCAACAUGAGACAGGUCGGAGGGUAUUUGCGAAGAAGAGGAGUAGAAAAGGGCAAAGUUGUAUUUUGUCAUUUUCUAUGAAAAAUUAAAUUGUUGGCUAAUAAAUUAUGGGGCCAUAAACAAUGAAAAUAAUUGUUGAAAACCGACACUUUAAGUUUCCGAGAUUUUUAAUAAGGAAAUUCGGCCAGAAAUUUUUCAGAGCACAUUUCCGGAUCCAAACGACCCGUUAUCGUACCCAAGGUUGUCUACAUCCUUGAUGAUGAACUUUUUAAAUAAGAAUUGUCAAACAUAAUUAUAUAUUAUAGCAAUAAGUACUUCAUGCAUAUUUAUUAGAAUAUACCUGAAUCGUUAGUUGCACCUAAUGGGGAUAAUGUUAUUAAUACCUAGUCGACAUUUUUUGCUAAGAAGUUCAAAAGUGAAUCACAUAGAAGUUCUAUUCUCCUUCUUUCUAACUUGAGUUGCUAUUUCUUGGACAGUUGGACUUGAAUUAAAUUGAAAGUAGCCCAAAGACAAUCGAGCAAAAGGAAUAAAAUUAAACAAGAGAUCAAAAGCUAUAUACAUGGUUGACAUCGCUAGAGUAAUAACAAAUAAAGAGUAUCUAUAAUUAAUAUAGGUAGCCCGACCAACAGAGACUAUGAUUACUAAUAACCACCUUCUUUUGUCUUUGAGAUUGAUAAGCUGCAACAGUGGUUCUGUCACUUUUUGUUUAAUAUUUUAUUCUGAUAAAUUUCUAGCUACCCCUUUAUAUAGUAGUCUUUUAGGGUUGUUGUCGUUGGAUUCUUAUCCUGUCCAAAAAUUUCCUUAGAUUCCUCCACAUGACAAAAUUUCUUAAAGUUGAUUAUGUUAAUAGUUUGUUCUUAGGGUAAAUAAUUGUGAAUCCACCAUAUAGCUAGUGGUUAGUUUCUUAGGAUACACCACCCCAUUGAUAAGUCAUUACUCACUAAUAGUGAAUAUUUCAUUUAAAUGGUCAAAUAUAAAGUUAAUUAGACUGAGUAAUGAAAAAACUGGGCAUCACACGUACUAGUCGAAUCCACUGAACACAAAAAGAUAUGCCUAAACUACUAAAAUGUUCCUAAUUUUUCCGGAAUUUUUCAUAAAUUUUUAGCCUAACAUAUUUAAUGAACAUAAAUUACUUUUUGCUAGUUAACUUAGAAACCCAACCAAAUAACCAAGCCAAUAAUUACCUCUUUCUUUUUCCAGCAAUACUCAAAUUAUUGAGAUCAACUCAUCCACUAUUAUGGCUAGCUUUAUGGGUUUUGCCUCUCUCUAAUAAGAUAUAUCUAAAAAUAUGCGAAAAAAGUCAUGAUGAAAAAGCAGACAAACACAAACCUAAUCACUACCAAUCAUUCAGAAAACAGAAACAAAGUCCCUACUGGACUGUACCCACAUUUGUUUACAUAUCUCUUCUCCAACUCUAUAAAUCAAUCCAUCCUAGGGUUCUUCUUCUUCCCUUCUUGUGGUAAAAUAAAAUAACAUUAACAAGUAAUUAGUUUAGCAGAUCCGAAUUCAAGAGUGAGGCCGCAGGAAUGAGCAGAGGAGGGAGCUACGGCGGCGGGCAGAGCUCCCUGGGCUACCUUUUCGGGUCCGGCGAGAAAGAACCACCUCAAGGACAGCGACCAUCUCCUUCCCGGCAGCCGGUCAACCUCCCGCCCUACGGAGUUGACUUAGAAAUGAUGCAGGCGCCUGAUCGUGAUGAUCUUCACGCGCCGCCGCUGACUGCUGACCAACGACCGCCGGGAAAGGAUCUUCAGAAGCCUUCCCCUUCAAACAACUACCCCAGGGCUCAGGGACAGAAUUCCGGCAACUUCAUCACUGAUCGGCCCUCGACAAAAGUGAAGUCAGUUCCUGGAGGAAAUUCUUCUCUGGGAUACUUGUUUGAGGAUCAACAAGACUAGCUUGAUCAUAACCUUAUUGUUGUGGGCUUCAUUAAUUAUGAUGCAUGAGAUUAAAAAAAAAUUGAUAUGGAGCUCAUGGGUUUGCUUAAGUUUUCUAUUAAUGUUUGGGUUUGCUCUUUCUUUCCAAUAAGAUAGAGGUGAAGAAUUGUAAUCUUAACCUUCUCGAGAGAAGUGAUGGAACAUCUGGUUGAUGGGUCACUCUACUAAUUAUCUAGGGUUGUGUCUGUUUCUGUGGAAUUGCAGACUGACUAGAAAAAUGUGGUCAUGGUGAUCAUAUGUAUGUCUAUGUGUGGUUUUCAUAUGUAGUCCCAAAGCAAUUUAAUUAGUAAGUUUGGUUUGUGCUUUAUAUUGUCAACAAAAAGAAAGCUUCGUUAUGGUUUGUAUGAAAGUGGACUGUGGAGCCUGUUGAGGAAAGCAAAUUCAUGGCUCCAUAUUUUAUACCCGAAUAUGGGUUUUGUGUAUGCAAUGACGAUGGCAGAAAUGGGCAUGCAAUUGGACUUCGAUCCAAUACUUUUUCAAAUUUGGGAAACCCUGCCAAAUCUGGUAACCUUUGUGUACAAUAUUUAAGGGGGAUUUUUCCAUUUAUGUUCAUGCAAAUAAUCAUAUAUUAAAAAAUAUGUCAACAGAGCACAAUAUUAUAUAAUGAUUUUGAAUGGCUAUUAUGUUGCGCACAUUACUAAUUGUGUACAUAUCAAAUAUUUUAUAAUUGGGGGUUAGUGGUGUCUGUCUGCUGCUUGUGUAGGGCGCUGUUUAUUCAAUUGUGUUAAUCGCAUUGUAGCCUUGUAGGGCUGUUUUUUUACCAGACAAGCUAGUCAUCAUACAAUGAUUUGGGAUGAGAGUAUUGAGGAACCAUACAGCUACGUAGGGCUGGCAAUUUGGUCCAGGACUGUUUGGUUUUACCCGAAACCGGACCGUAUAACCCGGAUCGGGACCAGACUGGGACCGGAUAGCAAACAAUCCAAUUUCAUAUUCGGGCUUAGAUUUGAGGUAAAAAAAACCUGGAUAAAGACCGGAUAAGAGACCCCAACACUCAAAUCCCCACAAGCUCAAUUUAAAAUCAAAAUCAAAUUAGGACCGGACUGGGUCAAGACCGGAGUGUAUCCAAUUCAAUCUUUGGUCCUUAUAUUCCCGAAAAGACCGAACUGAGACCAGAUCAAUUUGGUCCAAUUUAACCGGACCAGACCGUACAGCCACCCCUAUAGCUACGUACUCGAGAUAAACAUUUUCAUAUACUUGGUUGUUCAAUCAUUAUCAUUUUCUCUAAAGUUUUUUUUUUUUUUUUUACAUAUGUUUAGUUUUAGUAUUAAAUGUACUUUAAGAGAUUUGAACUUUUGGCCUCGAGAGUGAAGAUCGAUGAUAGACGACAGACCUAAUAUUUGUUUGCCCAUUUUAUCUAAACUUAGAUAUUUUUGAAAUGACACGAAUCUAAUAAUUCAUAUGUGUAUGA
Messenger RNA from Linum trigynum, 3568 nucleotides. NCBI's taxonomy places the organism in Eukaryota, Viridiplantae, Streptophyta, Magnoliopsida, Malpighiales, Linaceae. The record is from the annotation of a GenBank genome assembly.